Molecule: messenger RNA, 2250 nt
Organism: Torulaspora delbrueckii
Lineage: Eukaryota; Fungi; Ascomycota; Saccharomycetes; Saccharomycetales; Saccharomycetaceae
Gene: ARP5
Product: actin-related protein ARP5
Exons: 1
Coding region: 1-2250 (749 amino acids)
Biological process (GO): regulation of DNA-templated transcription
Cellular component (GO): Ino80 complex; cytoplasm
Source: RefSeq, a predicted model, not a curated record
AUGUCAAGAGAUUCUUCUUUACCCCCUUUGAAGGUACGCGUUAUUGAUGAACCGCCGCUGUUGGAAGUGCCAGAGUUCUUUGAUGAUCCGAACUCUUAUUCCCCUGAUGUUCCUAUUGCAGUAGAUUUUGGUUCAAACCAACUUCGAGCAGGUCUCAUCAACCGUGCAACGCCAAGCCAUGUGUUUACUAAUAGGAUUACAAGGUUCAGAGAUCGGAAAUUGAUGAAGACAAUGACUUUCAUUGGAAACGAUGUAAAUUUGGACCAAGCAGUUCGCGCACAAUCUAAAAGUCCCUUCGAUGGACCCAUGGUAACGAAUUGGGACUACGUUGAAGAUAUUUUGGAAUAUACUUUCAACCAUUUGGGCUCAACGCCAAAUAAUGGAAUCUCUAAUCCUAUUCUGGUAACAGAACGAUUGGCAACAUUACAGACACAACGUUCUAGUUGGUACCAGGUGCUCUUCGAGUGCUUCAAUGUUCCCGGAGUCACGUUUGGCAUCGAUAGUUUAUUUGCCUAUUAUCAAAACACUACAGCAAACAGUACAGGACUUGUAAUAGGUUGCGGGAAUGAAGAUACAAACAUCAUUCCUGUCGUCGAUGGUCAAGGUAUGUUGACUGAAGCAAAGCGUAUUAAUUGGGGUGGCAGUCAAGCUGCAGAUUACCUGACAAAUCUAAUGACAUUAAAAUAUCCUUAUUUCCCAACAAAGUUAUCAAACUUCCACUAUAGAACGAUGUAUGAGGAUUAUUGUUAUGUGUCUCAAGAUUAUGACGAAGAAUUGAAAAGCUUCCUUAAGCUGGAUACAUUGGAGUCGAAGAACGUUGUGGUUGAGGCUCCUUUUGUCGAGAUCCUGCAGCCACAAAAGACUGAAGAAGAACUUCGGAUACAGGCAGAAAAGAGAAAGGAAAGUGGUAAGAGAUUGCAAGAACAGGCCAAGCAAAAGAGGAUAGAAAGGCUGAUUCAAAAGGAAGAAGAGUUAGAGUACUAUAAUCAAGUUAAGGAACAACUGAAGGAUCAACCAAAAAAGAAGGUUUUACACAUCUUGCAAAAUUCUGGCUUUGAUGAUGAGCGUGAUUUCAAGAAAUACCUUUACAAUUUAGAAAGAUCCCUCAAAAAGUCACAAGCUGCAAAUGAAGAGAGUGGAGAUGUAGAAGAAGAAGAUGUGAAUGAGCAUAAGUUUGAUCUUGUGGAGGUCCCUGAUGAAAGCUUGACGGAAGAUCAAAUAAAAGAGAAAAGAAAACAGAGAUUUUUAAAGGCCAGUCUCGAUGCUAGAAAGAAAGCUAAAGAGGAGAAAGAAAGGGCGGCUCAAGAGGAGGAAGAAAGAAAGGUCAAAGAACAACAAUGGCGUGAAAUUGAUCUUGAAGGUUGGAUUAAGGACAAGCGUAGAAAAUUGAGUAAUCUGAUAGCCAAGAGGAAGGACAAACUUAAAAUGCGUGAUGAGAUGAAGGACAGAAAAUCUCAAAUGUCACAAAAUAGAAUGAAAAAUCUAGCGACUUUAGCAGAGGACUCCGGACGUGGAGGCACAAAGAGAACUCGGCAACAAGCCACAAUAGACAAUGAUCCUAACGAUACUUUUGGAGCCAACGAUGAUGAUUGGACUGUCUACAACGAUGUUACACAGUAUCCAGAAGCACUUGAAGAGUUGAUAGAAGAAGGAUAUAAAGAAAUCGUGGAGCUGGAAGGACAACUUUUGGAGCAUGACCCUAAUUUCACAGAGGAAGAUACCAUGGAUGCCCAAUAUGACUGGAGAAACUCUACUUUGCAUCUUUUCCUCAGAGGUCCUAGACCCCACGACAGUGAGAAUUCUCAUGAACAACAUCAGAUGCAUUUGAACGUUGAACGUAUACGAGUUCCUGAAGUGUUUUUCCAGCCAACGAUGUGUGGUGAGGAUCAGGCAGGGGUCUCUGAGCUAUGCGAACGAGUUUUGUUAAGUAAGUUUGGUGCGUCACCUCGCCAGAUGAGUUCUAUCACUUCAGAGAUGGCGAAGAAUGUGUGGGUCACUGGUGGCAAUGCAAAGAUUCCAGGUCUACGAGAGAGGAUAGUAAAAGAGUUCACGGGAUUUUUGCCAGUCAAUACUUCGUUCAAUGUCAAUAUAUCCAGUGAUCCUUCGCUGGAUGCCUGGCGAGGUAUGGCGAAAUACGCCCAGAAUGAGACUGAUUACAAGAAGAGCUUCAUAAGCAAGAAAGAAUACGAAGAGUAUGGUCCCGACUACAUAAAGGAGCAUAAACUAGGAAACAUGAACUAUUUUGAGUGA